Messenger RNA from Rhineura floridana, 948 nucleotides. Its product is annotated as olfactory receptor 14A16-like. NCBI's taxonomy places the organism in Eukaryota, Metazoa, Chordata, Lepidosauria, Squamata, Rhineuridae. Gene Ontology annotation, molecular function: G protein-coupled receptor activity; olfactory receptor activity. Gene Ontology annotation, biological process: G protein-coupled receptor signaling pathway. The transcript has a single exon. Gene Ontology annotation, cellular component: membrane. The record is from RefSeq and is a predicted model, not a curated record. The coding region runs from base 13 to 948 and encodes 311 amino acids.
GAAAGGAAUUAAAUGGCUAAUCAAUCUACUGUGACAGAGUUCCUUCUGAUGGGAUUCUCCAAUGAGCAUGAUGUACAGAUUUUACAUUCUGUGAUGUUUCUCUUUAUUUACAUAACAGCUGUAGUGGGAAAUGUUCUUAUCAUUACAGCUGUGGCCCUAGACCACCACCUUCACAGCCCCAUGUUCUUCUUUCUGGUCAACCUAUCAGUGUCAGAUAUUUGCUACAUCUCUACUACUGUUCCCAAGACCAUAGCCGUAUCACUGACAAACAACAAUGUGAUAUCUUUUCCUGGAUGUGUCACACAAGUCUUCUUAGUUGUCACGUUUGUUGGUGUUGAGAUUGCCUUGCUCACUGUCAUGGCUUAUGACCGUUAUGUAGCGAUCUGCCAUCCUCUACAAUAUAGGCUAAUCAUGAACUGGGAUGCCUGCAUUCAAAUGGCAGCUGCUUCCUGGAUAAGUGCCAUGGUUCAUGCAAUCCUGGAGACCACUAUGACAUUUAGACUGAGCUUCUGUGGGUCCAAUAUUGUUGGACAGUUUUUCUGCAAUAUUCCUCAGUUACAAAAGAUUUCUUGCAGUGAUACAAAAAUUAAUGAAAUUUUGGUUUUUGUCCUUGCGUUCACUGUGAACUUACUUUGUAUUUCAAUCAUAUUAGCUUCCUAUGUCUACAUCUUCUCAGUUGUGAUGAGGAUUCCAUCUGUUCAAGCCAGACAUAAAGCUUUAUCUACCUGCACUCCCCACCUGACUGUCUUUUCUUUAUUCAUAAUCACAGCUUUCUUUUCAUACUUGAGGGCUAAAUCACUUUCCUCCCCCACAGUGGACUUGGUUUCUGCUGUAUUGUAUACAGUUCUGCCACCAGUUCUGAAUCCCAUCAUUUACAGCUUCAGGAACAAGGACAUACAGACUGCAGUGUGGAUAAUACCUCAAAAGUUUAAAAGUCUCAUUGCAUAA